AUGUGGCAAUGGAGUUCUCUGAAGCUCAUGGAGCUUCUAGAGUUUUCUAAGUCAUUUGUGCUCCGAUCGUUUAUUUCAUCCGGCGUCUUGUCUGGUUUCUUCUUGUUAUCUUCGAUUUUCCCUCUUUCCUACUCAGGUCUUUUGAUCCUUUUCUCUUUCAGUUUUGUGCCUCUCUCUUGAAGCUAUGAAGCAAACACCACUUCUUGAGAAGCAUCAAAGGCGGUUGGGUUUUGAUCAUGGUGAAUAUUUUCCACCACGGGGGAGAGCUGGCCGUCUAGCAUUGUGGUGGACAAAAGAGCUUCAAGUGCAGGAAAUUGGAUUUAAAGGCAAUCCUUAUACCUGGACUAAUAGCAGAUUAGGCCCUGCAAAUGUUCAACAUCGUCUUGAUAAAGCUUUGGAAAAUCUAGACUGGUUUAGGUGUUAUCCUCAUGCACAAGUCCUUCAUGAGCUUAAGAUCGGGUCAGACCAUAGUCCAUUGAUUUUGUGCUCUAAUGCUUUUCCCAACUCCUCGGAAGUUGUUUCGUUUUGAAUUGAAGUGAACUCUGGAGAAUGGUUAUCAAGAGUGUAUCCAGAAUGGUUGGUAGGCACAUGUUACUGGUUCAGAGCAGUAUAAAGUUUUGGGUAAAUU
Molecule: messenger RNA, 628 nt
Organism: Rubroshorea leprosula
Lineage: Eukaryota; Viridiplantae; Streptophyta; Magnoliopsida; Malvales; Dipterocarpaceae
Source: the annotation of a GenBank genome assembly